AACUCACCCGACGAGAUCACUUAUUUGGCCUGCGGUCUGCCGCCGAAUCCCGGCCAAGUUGACUCGGAGACGGCGACUCCGCUCAUCCAAUCGGCCGUUGUGCGACGCAUCUUUCUCGCCAUUCUCCAACCCGACGACCUCGACCAUGUUCGUGACACUUGGUACCAUCGAAUGCAACUGCUCUACACCACCACGGGCCGAUUUGCUGUCUCCUCGCUUGCUGCCGCCUCCGGCCACGGCUCCGAGCCCGGCAUCGACUCGAGCCACGACCAGCUCGGCGGGCUCGAUCGCGCUCGCCAGCAGAGUCUGUUACGCCAUCACCGAAUCGAUCAUCCACUCGUCGCCAACACCGACGACUCGGCCAACCAACAGACGGCCGGUCUUCUGCUGGGCCGGUUCAACUUUCGCCUCCUCCUCUAUCUUCUGCUUCCGGCCACAGUCUCGCUUUUGUUGCUGGGCGUCAUUUGUGUCUUUGUCUACUGGGAGGACUGCAGCCUGACACGUCGUGGCCUGCAGGCUCGCCAAUCGUGGCUCAAUCACGUCUCGGAAGCUCGUCGAAAUGCUGAAUGUCCGAGACCGACAGCCACAGCAACAACAUUGACGGCCUCAUCCUCUUCGACGACCUUGAACAUGUCGACUGGAGCCAGCAGACGUGGCACCACCACGACCGUCUGGAAGAUGGCCGGCUCGCCGUUGCCCUUCUCGAACCGACGCCUCGAGCCUGGCAACAGUCAGCUGGGCCAGCUCGCCGAAGCCGGUCGUGGGCGUCGCGACGACCGGUUGUCCAAAGAGGUUGGUGCUCCGCCUUCGUACAACUCAAUCAUGGCACUGUUCAACGCGGACUCGAGCCAAACUUCACCGAAGCCGCCAGCGGAGGAGGCGUGA
Molecule: messenger RNA, 885 nt
Organism: Protopolystoma xenopodis
Lineage: Eukaryota; Metazoa; Platyhelminthes; Monogenea; Polystomatidea; Polystomatidae
Source: the annotation of a GenBank genome assembly